CAGCUCUAAAAAAGCAGGGCCAAGACAUCGUGAUUUUUCCUCACACAGUAGAAAUGAGGUAGCCAAAACCCGUAAUUCGGGUUCGAAAAUUCACAAAAAAAAAUGAACGGUGACGACGGCUUCGAUUGGUUAAGCGAAAGUGAACAGCAAUUUUCUCGAACUAUAGAAAAUCAGCAAAAUUGCGAUGACGAUUUGGCUCAGGAAAACGAAACUUUUCAACAGAGAGUGUGGUCCAGCUUCCAGGAAUCCGCCACGGCUGUUGCGCAACUUUAUAGAGAACGAUAUACGGGUGAACCAGGAAAAAUAUGGCUUCAAUUUCAAACAGCAGCGGGUACUGUGACCACCCUGUACAAGGAAUCCUGCGAGAACCUUAAAAAAACCACAGAGUUGGCUAGACAGAGCGGCCACCAAAAACGUAAUUCGGAAUUAUUGAAUUGGGCCAAACGAAAAAGAAGGCUCAUUAAAAGAGAGGAAUUAUUGGCCUUUUUAGCGGACGCACAGACCCCGCAACAUCAGGGCCAUCUGCCCCAAUAUCACCCCCUGCACCAUACCCAACCUUAUCAUAGAUCAUCACCUAAUAGGCGGAACCAAACGCCACCCCUGUUACACAGAGAAUCUUCCAUUAGCCCGCCUUAUCCAAUAGACCCCAAUCUUCACACGUUCAGAGAGGCUCUAGCGAAUUCCAGAAGGGGCUGCACCCCACCACAUCAUCCAGGGGCGGACCUAGGCACUUUUAUAGCUGGAGAAGUUGCUCGGCACGGGUUCAAGAGGUCAUCUUCACCUACGGACGUUUCUAUGGGCAGUCCUACUCAUCAGAAACGGCCUAGGUAUAUGUGACUAGUGGACGCCAAAAGGACGGGCACCUAGCAUCUGUGUUAAAACUAAUAAUAAUAGUGAUUAAAAAAUUCUAAUUUUAAUAAAAUUGUAAAAAUUAUUGAAUAAGUAAAGCAGAACCUAUUUUAGAGAUAUUUGGAAGUCUUGUGGUAAUUUUUAAUGAAAAGGGAAAAGUCCUGACAGAAGCUGAAGCUGAAACUGAAACUGAUCAGGAAACUCUACCAUCUUGAGGAUUCUUUGUCAAUUUUGGCUUCAGGUUCUUUUGCAACUCAAUUAGUUAUUUAUUAAAAAUCCCUAUACGCUUCUAGAAUAUCUCACAAUACUUAAUUUUUUCAAACCAGAUCUUUUAUUUUCAAUUUAAAUGGAUAUUAAAUAAUACCAAAUAUAUUUGUAUAAGACUUAGAUGUAAUGAAGCUAAUUUUGUAUAGUUGAAAAAAUUAAGUAGGGGCUACAUAAAAAUCAUCAGGGGUUAGGUGUUUCCAACCCAGGACCAGUGCAAAAAUGCCUACAUUAGGUCACUUUAAUCCAGGUUUUUUUUACUCAAUAUUUAAGGCCUUUGUAUAUAGUAUUAGGGUAUGAAUUGUUUUUUAGAUUUGUUAAUUAGUGAAAUGUUGCUUAAUUUUCUACUAUGUGGGUAUAAAUAAAUUAUUACAACUUUUUAUUAACGAAUAUGCCAUGUUCUUGUGCAGCAGAAAAUUAUGCAGAAUUUGCCAUCUGUUACCAUCAUAGUGUUAAUCAUCUCACUCGUAGGUGAAAAAAUAAAGGAGAGAGAAUAAUGAGAUCGACUUUAUUAUUAUUAUACUGUGAUUUUUUGCCACACAAGAACCUCUUUACAAAACUUUUAAGUUCGAUUAUUAAUAAAAAUGUGUUCAUUAAUUAAAAUAAUUAUUAUUUUUGUUUGUUUUUAUAUAGUUUUCCCUAAAUAAAUUUAAUUUAUUAUUUAUUCUUUGUUACAUACAAUUCAUUUUAAUUUGGAUAAUAAUCGAAAUUAUUAUCACAAUGCCGGCUAUUGAUAGUUAAUAUAUUUUUAGUUUAUUUUUGUACAAUCAA
Messenger RNA from Ceutorhynchus assimilis (cabbage seed weevil), 1884 nucleotides. NCBI's taxonomy places the organism in Eukaryota, Metazoa, Arthropoda, Insecta, Coleoptera, Curculionidae. The record is from the annotation of a GenBank genome assembly.